AUGGCCAAACGCACGACCAAGAUGACCAAGACGGCGAAAGCGCAGUUUCACGUUCAGGCCGACAGCCGCGACGAGGAGGCCGAAGACUCGGACGCCCAGACCGACCAGGUCGACCAAGGUUCCCACGCCGAGCAAAUUGACGAACCUUCUCAGGACGACCAGGAAGAAGAGGAGAACCACGACGGCGAGCUUAACCCCCAAGGUCUCCUCGAACUCAUGGCCCAGAUGGAAUCCAACUUCGCGGACGUUGUCAACGAGACUCGUGAACAAGCGGCAGCGGACAAAGCGGAACUACUCGCCCGCCAGGCUGACCUCCUCCGUCUGGUGAAAGAAUCCCACGCCAAGGCUACCGCCGCAACCCUGCGCCUUGAACGUCUCCUCACCCAACAAGCCCAGCAGAACGCCGGCCCGACCCAGUCCAACCAGAACCGGGCCCCUUCUACCUUCAGCAACAUCCGCCCCGUCCACCGCACGCUGGCCUCACCCGCCCCGUCCCACCUGCCCUCCCCGAUAACCCCUCCGGAACUACAGAACCGCGGCGACACAACCGGCUUCGUUGACGAAGGCCCGAUCGCCAAAUCUCUCCGCGAAGGCCUCGCCACGUUUGACGCGGAACCCACCAUCCUCACCUGGGAGGCUUUCAAAGAGGGGCUCCGUACCCGCUUCAUCCCCGCCAACGCCGAAGAACACGCGCUACUUGCCCUCGAACGCCUCACCCAGACGGGCUCCAUCGAUGAGUACUACCAGAAGUUCUCCACCCUCCUCCUCGAAGUCCCUGAGAUGACGGAUAAGCAGGCCUGUUGCGCAUUCCGUAAAGGCCUCCGCCAGGGCAUCCAACGGUUGCUCGCUGCCAACCCGACCAGCCUUACGAUGUCCCCCGCCGAAUUGGUUACGCUGGCCGAUAGCGUCUACUCCGUCGACAGCGCACGCCGCGAUGAAGCCAGCAGGGACAAGAGACCGCCCCUGAAACAAUGGCCCCCAUCGAACAAACGUGCGGCGGUUGACCUGGUAGGCACCGGCCCCGCGACCAAGCGUCUCAAGAAGCUUACAAACGACGAGCGUCAACGUCUCCGCGACCAAGGGGCCUGCUUCCGUUGUCGCCAACCCGGCCACAUGCAGAGCGACUGCCCUAAGUACACCAAGGCUCGCAUCCAGGCGAUCACCUCCGACACACACAAAACGACCGACCACCAUGAAGAUCCGCAGACCACCCAGGGGGAUUUUCCGUGA
Molecule: messenger RNA, 1230 nt
Organism: Fimicolochytrium jonesii
Lineage: Eukaryota; Fungi; Chytridiomycota; Chytridiomycetes; Spizellomycetales; Powellomycetaceae
Exons: 3
Coding region: 1-1230 (409 amino acids)
Molecular function (GO): zinc ion binding; nucleic acid binding
Source: RefSeq, a predicted model, not a curated record